CUCUCUGUAUUUGUAAUGUCAAAAUCUUCCCUCUUUCUCAACCUUCAUUUCCUCAUCUUUCUUUCUGGGUUUUGAUUCAAUCGUUCUACUUAGUAGUUUCCAUAGAGCAACAAAAAGCACAAGGAUGUCUGGUGUAUCACUUGCAGUGGCUCCUAGAAGUGUGCCAGACCACACCGUAGCACCCGGCGGAAAACCUGAACACCAACAUAUUCGCUACCAGGAGCAACAACCAGUGGUGGGCGGUGUAAUGGGAUCAUUGCGUCUCAUCGAACUCCAACUAGUAGCUUUCAUUAUGGUUUUCUCUAUCAGUGGUCUAGUGCCACUUCUGGAUUUAGUCUUCCCGGCUUUCACCUCCGCUUACCUCAUCGCCCUUUCACGCAUCGCCUUCCCGUCCCGCGGCAACCGAGUAUCCUCCGGUGGAACGGAAGAGAUUUUCCGAGGCAGCAGACUGUUUAAGCUGUAUGUGAUUCUGGGAACCACAAUAGGUCUUCUAUUGCCACUAGCGUAUGUGUUGGGUGGAUUUGCAAGGGCGGACGACCAGGCCGUUCGGUCAGCAACACCUCACUUGUUCUUGCUUUCGUUUCAGAUACUAACGGAGAAUGUAAUAAGUGGGCUGUCGUUGUUUUCGCCGCCGGUGAGAGCAUUGGUGCCAUUGCUAUAUACGGUUAGGAGGGUGUUCGUUAUACUUGAUUGGGUGCAUGAUACUUGGGUGAACAAAACUCUGCCCUAUAAUGCACCAUCGAAGGACAUAGCAUGGGAUUGGUUCGGGAAGGGGCUGUCAGCUGCAAAUCUAAUGUAUUUCGCAAUCAACCUGUUAUGCUUUUUGAUCCCACGGUUCCUCCCUCGAGCAUUUGAGAGGUAUUUUAGGGAAACUGAGGAGUUUCAUCAAAAGAUGUCGGAGGAUAAGCGUGGUAAAUCUAAUACACCACCAAAUAAGUCUCGACCCACAGAUAGGAAAAUGGAUUGAAUUGAACUCUCUUCACCCUCUCCUGUGUUGAGUGGUUCCUAUGUAUCAUUAAACAGUACAGUUCAGUUGGUAAUGAAAACAAAUAAUACUUCCAUUCCUGCAACACUAGUCUGUUCUCUUUUUUUAGCUUGUUGACAAUGGAUAUGGAACUUACCUGUUGAGCUUAGAAA
This is a messenger RNA of Gossypium arboreum, 1137 nucleotides long. RefSeq lists its product as uncharacterized. The transcript has 3 exons. Bases 125 to 967 code for a protein of 280 amino acids. NCBI's taxonomy places the organism in Eukaryota, Viridiplantae, Streptophyta, Magnoliopsida, Malvales, Malvaceae. The record is from RefSeq and is a predicted model, not a curated record.